This is a messenger RNA of Camelina sativa (false flax), 666 nucleotides long. RefSeq lists its product as uncharacterized. Lineage: Eukaryota; Viridiplantae; Streptophyta; Magnoliopsida; Brassicales; Brassicaceae. The record is from RefSeq and is a predicted model, not a curated record.
UGAUUAAGAAUCCAAAGCCUAGUACGUGCUUAAGUUCUUACAUCAACCCACUUAUAGGGUUUUUUUCUUUCCUUUUUAGGGUUUCCUCUAUCUAAUAUUAUUUGAGAGUACUUGGAAAUGAAUCUUGAGAAGAAAAGAGAAGAAGAGUACUGCUUAAUGAGUUUGGCUUCAAUUUUGUUGAAGAGACCUUUUUCAUGGCUCUCUCUCUUCGCCCCUCCGCUUCUUCACAUCCUUGGACUUCGUUUCUUGCAUCUCAUCCUUACUUGUGCCGCUUUGUUCUUCUCCUCUUUCUUCUUCCCAGUCUCACUUCCUCCUCCCCCAUUCCAAUCAUCAAAACAUAGUCAAGAACAACAUCAAGAUCGAGACUAUGUUGUCACUGAAGAUAUAACACCAAAAUCGGAGGAAAAUCCCGAAACCACCAAUGGUGAGAAUGAAGACAACGCAAUCCCCAAUGAUGAGAGCCUCAUAGAGCUGUCUUUACCGAGUGGUCAUUACGUUGGUCACCACUACACCAGUAAUAAGAAUCAUCUCUAUCUCCAAAACAACAAAGUCCAAGAUUUCAGGCUUUUUGAUCUAUUCAACGAUUUCAUGGAAGAAGAUAACCUCAUUGAAAUCGAUAUCUCCAUUGGAUCCAUUAAGUAUUCAAGGUUUGAGAUCAAAGCUUGA